UUUUGGAAAAUAGGACGGCCACAAGAAAUGGGAGAAAAAACAAAGCAUUUCGGACGCUAGAAGGAACGCAUGAACGAUUAGCUUUAUCUUCAGUGAAUAGGGUCAAUGAAUCGAAGAAAGUGAACGAAAUGAAGCCUAGACUCUAGACACCAGAAAGUUUUCUUUAACAAGAACGUCUUUCACAACAUGUAGGCAACUUGGGUAAACAUAGCAACUGAACGUCAACAAAACGUUAACGAUGUGGAGGGUUAUGUUUCAUAUUUUGUUGUGGAAUUUAAUUGCCAUGCCAAGUCUCCAAGUUCAACCGUGCAAUAGAUCCAUUAGUUUUACAAAGAGGUUGGAGACGGACGACCUGUUAACCGUGAUCAAAACCCAUAAUUCGCCAAAUACAACUAGAAUGGUAGAUGCCGACAUUGACCAGUGCCUCCAGACUUGCUGUAGCAAGCAAGCUGGAUGUAAUUCAGUAAUAAUUUCUGGCCGUGGUUUAUGUCUGUUAACCACGUGUAGAGAUCUCAGUGGAUUGUGUGGACACCGCCCAAGUGGACUGGGCAGAACAGCUAUACAUGUGCUUCUAGUGAGGGAACAUGGUAAAGGUAACAGUGUUGGAGAGUUACUAGACAAGGUGCAGUUUCGUAAUGCAGCCAUUGUGACGUCAAAGAUGUCUUUCACUCAGGCGCAGCAAUGCGGUCAAUAUGUUGAGCCCGAGAAUGUGACCAGCGUACGCUCAGCUUGGGUAACCCCGCGAUUCUCGCCCUAUUCAUAUCUUUACCGGGCCCCACGAAGAGUUCCUCCGCUUGGUAUCCGCUCGGCCGUUCCACUGGGAGGUCUAGGGACUGGAUCAUUCGAAAUUCGUGCAGAUGGCUCCUUUAAUGAAUGGACACUCGAAAACCAAUCCCCAGGAGGUUCGGCGAAACUUGGUCGAGGAGCACUGGAUCUGGCCGUGUUGGGGGUCCGUGUUCAGAAGCAGAAUCUUACCAAAGUAACUCUUCUACGAACACAUCCCCCUUUGGGUGUGUACCCUGGGGUUGAAGGUCUACAGUAUUCGGGAGCGUACCCUUUUACAAAGCUUGAAGUCAAAGAUAAUCGUUUCUUUGGGGUUAAGUUGGAGCUUUUUGCGCACGGUAUAUUGCGCGCCAGGGACUCCGAAAACUCUACCAUUCCAGCGGUAGUCUUCACACUCCGCGUGCGCAAUCCCACCGCUGAUUCGGUCAAUGUGUCAUUGCUGUUAAAUCUACCACUUGGCGAACAACAAGACACCGAACGUAAGUUCAGCAACCUGACUAGUUGGUUUCACGAAAACGUGACGUCAUCGAAAGAGUGCGCUUGGCUAUGCCACCAGGCAACACGAUGCAUGGCAUGGUCACUUGUGGAAGAUCGCUGCGUUAUGAUGUCGAACAUGCCACCUCACGCGUACAAGAGAGGCGUUUCAUCCGGUGUCAAAGGCACCUGGCACAAAACUAAGGACAGUCUAACCUGCGAAAGGCCUGGAAUCUACCCCAACAGUGGCAGCACAACCAUCGGCGCUAUGCAUCACGGGAGUGGUUACGAGCUCACAGCACAACCCAUUAAGGGACAGCGGUCAUCAUUUGGCGUCAGUGAUGAUUUCACUUCGCUGUGGAGUUUGUUCAAAGACACUGGUCAACUUGAUGCAAGACACAGCUAUGGCAUACAUGGGAGUGGGGUGGUCACUAAGACGCUUGGUCCAAGGCAGAAUGGUACUCUUUCGCUGGUCAUGGCCUGGUACUACCCAUUUAGGGACCACUCUGGUGAACUCGUGGGGUCGUAUUACAGCAACAUCUUCACAUCAAGUGAAUCAGUGGCGGAAUACGUGACACGAAACUACAAACAAAUGUUGACAACGCUGAUAUCCUGGCGUUACAACAUGAUGCCAAAGCCGUUCCCCAACUCCAUGCCGAAUGUGACUUUCAGUCAUGACGUCAUGGCAGUGAGGUCGUCCUUAGACCCCUGGCUUCAAGACGUGAUGAUUAAUAGUCUGAGCUACUGGCGAAGUGGAUUCUGGGUAGCGGAUGGUCGUUGGCGCCAAUGGGAGGCGUUUGACUGCAAUGACGUAGACUCCGUUCAUAAUGACUUUCAAAGGGAACUGCCUUACAUACUUUUUUACCCCGAUCUGCUUGAGAAUGUUGUGCGGUCCUGGGCCGAGUACAGGCGGGAUGGCGGAAUUCCAGAGGCUCUUGGUCAUCAGUAUGGAUGCUGGAGGAAAACCAACCGAUUCGAUAAGGCAGGAGGGCGGUUGAACAUGGCAGACGUAAAUCCUGCCUUUCUUUCACAGGUGUAUCAUCUCUACAUGUGGACAGGGAACAAAAAACUGCUCGACGACUUAUGGCCAGCGAUCAAACACGUGACGCACGCAAUGGUCACCUGGACAACUAACGGUACCUCACUGCCUCUGCGCAUGACCAAUACCUACGACAUUCUACAGUUCCAGCGGUACGACGUGUCUAUGUAUAACAGCGUCAUGCACUUAUUGGGUCUGACAGUAGCAAGGGCGAUAGGACAAGUGCGGAAGGAAAGGAAGUUCGUCAAAGACCUUACUCUGAGGAUUCGCAAAGCAACGAGCGCAAUAGACAGGCUACUCUGGGAUGAAAAGCGGGGAUAUUAUCGCGCCUGGUGGGACCACGCCCAACCUUCAACCUCAGCACUCAUGGCAGACUCCUUAUAUGGCCAGGUUUGGGCGUACACGCUUGGUCUUGGGAAUUUACUAGAUGAAAACAAAAUGGCGUCACACCUAAGAAAAGAAGCGGAAUUAAACGACACACCAUUUGGACUCAAAGUGAUGUCCGGAUUAAGGAAACCAAAGGGAAAGACUCAUGUAAAGCGCUCUGCGCUUGUGCCGCAGUAUUAUGUACUCAGAGACGUUUAUACAACUGAAAGAGGGACUGCGUGGUAUAGAGGGAACUGGCUACAAACAGACUGGGUCCCGCAAUACGUUCAAGCUGUUAACAAGCGACCGAAUACUUACAGUGCUCUGUACGAUGAGCAAAGUGUCCCGCAAUAUAAGUCUGGAAUGUAUGAAUACCCUGAGGAGUGGUCGGGGAGAAUUCAGUUGAGCUCCAAGGCGAGGAAUGUGGGGCUUGAUCAAUAUCACCAGCCUUCGAGGGUUUAUGAUAACCAGGAGUACUACAGAAAACUUACAAGGACUCAAGGAGUAGCAUCUCCAAUAAUGAAAAGCAGUAUGGCAAAGAUGUAUCAUAAACGCAGAAACAAUCCAAAAGGUUUAAACAAGAAUAUAAAAAGUAGAUAUCCAUUUUAUGAUAAUGACUUCUUAAAUGCGAUAUACAAAGCAAAAACGUUUAAAAGGACAAGCAAAGUAAAUUUUAAAGCCAAAAAAGUUUACAUGAAUACAACCACAGCGAGAAAUGUAAGCGUUCCUUCCAGCAAUUGUCAUGAAUUAGCAACAGAGUCACGGUACAAGUCGGUGUGGAUGGGAGCAAGUGUUGACUGGUCUGUACUACAGUUAUAUUUAGGAGCCAAACCAGAUUUCGCACUCUCUCAAGCGAAAAAAUCACUCGAACAUUACCGCAGCGGGCUUAACGAGCUAUGGAACAUUCACGGCCUUACAUCGGGGACUGGGUACGGAUUAGAUGGCCAGCCGUGGUGUACCUCUCAUUAUACGUUUCACAUGGUUCUGUGGCACAUUCCGAUUGCACUCUCGGGUCAGCAGUAUUCCGCUGUAGAUAAGAAACUUGUUUUCGCGCCAAAAGUAACAUUGCCUUACUCAUUGCCUUUUUUCACUCCGGGUGCUAGCGGUACUAUCGAGGCCAAGAUGAUAGCACGCAAAGUCGUCUGUAAACUGUCGGUUAGCCACGGGACCUUAGAUCUCAAUAUGCUAAGCGUGUCAGGCAGGCGUUAUCCUAGUGUAGUUAAUCUGGUAGAAGCGGAAUUUGUGGCAUGGUAAGAAAUUUUUUAUACUUCAUGGAAUUGUUAAUGUCUGAAUAAUAAAAAUAUAUCUAUUUUUUUAA
Molecule: messenger RNA, 3980 nt
Organism: Nematostella vectensis (starlet sea anemone)
Lineage: Eukaryota; Metazoa; Cnidaria; Anthozoa; Actiniaria; Edwardsiidae
Exons: 11
Coding region: 239-3916 (1225 amino acids)
Biological process (GO): carbohydrate metabolic process
Molecular function (GO): beta-glucosidase activity
Source: RefSeq, a predicted model, not a curated record